AUGGCCACCGACGCUCUGUCAGCCGCCAAACUGGCCAUCUACCUCGUCCUCAUCCAACCCGCACUUUUCUGUCUGUGGAAACAUGGGAGAACUGGAUUCCUGGGCUGGUUCUUUGUUCAGAUCUUCUGUGUCCUCCGCAUCGCUACCGGCGGCAUUGGCCUUCACGGAAACCCAAAAGAUGAGGCCGCUCUGAUCCUCAGUAGCAUUGGUCUUUCUCCUUUACUUCUAGGCAUCUCAGGCAUCCUAUACGAGGGUCGCCGCGCUGUGAAUCCUCGCCUCGAUCGAAAACGAGACAUUAUCCUCGAACUCGGCUAUCACACCAUCGUCAACCUCGGGAUGGUACUCAUCGUAGUCGCUAUUGUCAAGAUCAUGAAGGGCGAUGUGGAGCCGAAAUACAAGUCUCUACUCUACGUCGGCCUGGCAGUCUCGUGCGUCUCCUGGGGAAUCCUCACGCUCUGGGCAGUGUGGUCGUAUCUCAUGGCCCGCGAGAAUUCUUCGUACGCCAGCAUGCAGACUGUCGAUAACGGCAAGAUCUUGAUCAAGGGUGCUUUCGUCGCCCUCCCGUUUGUCGCAAUCCGCCUUGCGUACGGUGUCGUGUCCCUGCACCUGCAAGUGACGCACCCCGGUUCCGGAUUCCUCACAUCUGAGGCUGUUCAGGUCUGCCUCAGCUUCCUACCGGAACUGAUUUGCAUCUCCAUUCUUGUUUUCGUCGGUGUCAUCACUCGCUCGUUGAGGCCGGACUUGAAGAAGAGGGAGCAGGAGGCGAUCGGACUUGUCUCUGACCAGGAAAAUGUGCUACAACAACAAACAGAGUAUAAGUGA
Messenger RNA from Trichoderma reesei QM6a, 822 nucleotides. RefSeq lists its product as uncharacterized. NCBI's taxonomy places the organism in Eukaryota, Fungi, Ascomycota, Sordariomycetes, Hypocreales, Hypocreaceae. The transcript has 3 exons. The record is from RefSeq and is a predicted model, not a curated record. The coding region runs from base 1 to 822 and encodes 273 amino acids.